Molecule: messenger RNA, 351 nt
Organism: Trypanosoma rangeli
Lineage: Eukaryota; Euglenozoa; Kinetoplastea; Trypanosomatida; Trypanosomatidae
Exons: 1
Coding region: 1-351 (116 amino acids)
Source: RefSeq, a predicted model, not a curated record
AUGGGCAGGUUUGUUUGCUGCCCCCCGCAAACGCCGCACCGCACACUUUUUGAGAUAGGUUGGACAGCCGCGGCUGAAUGGCCCAACAGCUUGUUUGCCGCGCUUUUGCUUGGCGCAUUCCCCGCAAUUGAGUUGCCAUUGCUGGGGGCCUUUGGGCCGUGGACGAAGAAAAAGGAAACGAAAAUGGAUUUUGCCUUUCUGUGGCAUUCCCUGGCGUUUUCGCCACGCCUGCGAGCCGGGAGUCCAUCAGGGCAGUUGGCGGUGCACCGCCGGCCCUUUCGUAGUGGGCAGCCGGCUCUCGGAGAGGGUGCGUCCGGGACCCCACUGGCGGACGAGGGCUUCCGCGAGUAA